CAGAGGGAGAAAUAUUUAUAGCCUUAAGCUAGGCUGCAGUACGCAAGGCUUGGGACCGAGGUAGGCAGACAAACACACACACAGGGCCCGAGGAAAACAGGACACGGCAAAAUGAAACAUUUCACUUCGCUAGUUUUAUUCGGGGCCGCAGUGGUCGCUCUGGUCAGCGCAGCCGGCUCCGAGGGGGAGAUCUCCUUCGAGUACCACCGCUACGAAGAGCUGCGGAAGGCGCUGGUGUCGGUGUGGUUGCAGUGUCCGACCAUCACCCGCAUCUACACCAUCGGGGAGAGCUUCGAGGGCCGCGAGCUGCUGGUGCUAGAGAUGACGGACAACCCCGGGACGCACGAGCCUGGUGAGCCUGAGUUUAAGUACAUCGCCAACAUGCACGGCAAUGAAGCUGUGGGCAGAGAGCUGCUCAUCUACCUGGCUCAGUACCUGUGCAACCAGUACCAGCAAGGCAACGAGACCGUCAUCGACCUCGUCCACAACACCCGCAUCCACUUCAUGCCCUCCAUGAACCCAGACGGCUUUGAGAAGGCUGCUUCACAGCCAGGAGAGAUUAAAGACUGGUUUGUCGGUCGCAGUAACGCGCAGGGGGUGGAUCUGAACCGUAACUUCCCUGAUCUGGACCGAAUCAUUUACAUCAACGAGCGGGAGGGUGGAGCCAAUAACCACCUGCUGCAGAACAUGAAGAAGGCUGUGGAUGAAAACACCAAGCUGGCUCCAGAGACCAAGGCAGUGAUCCACUGGAUCAUGGAUAUCCCCUUCGUCCUCUCAGCUAACCUUCAUGGAGGAGAUGUGGUGGCCAACUACCCAUAUGAUGAGACCCGCACUGGCUCUACCCAUGAGUACAGUUCCAGUCCAGAUGAUGUGAUGUUCAAGUCUCUGGCGAGGGCUUACUCCAUAUACAACCCAGUCAUGUCCGACCCUAACCGAGCGCCCUGCCGUAAGAACGAUGAUGACUCCAGCUUCAAAGAUGGCAUCACUAACGGAGGGGCCUGGUACAGCGUGCCCGGAGGAAUGCAAGAUUUCAACUACCUCAGCAGCAAUUGUUUUGAGAUCACACUGGAGCUCAGCUGUGACAAGUUCCCCAAUGAGGACACACUCAAGUCCUACUGGGAGCAGAACCGCAACUCACUGGUUAACUACAUCGAGCAGGUUCACCGGGGUGUAAAGGGCUUUGUGCGUGACCUUCAGGGAAACCCCAUUUCCAAUGCCAGCAUUUCUGUGGAGGGCAUUGACCAUGACAUCACCACAGCCAAAGAUGGAGACUAUUGGCGCCUCCUGGCUCCAGGAAACUACAAAGUAGCAGCAUCUGCCCCAGGAUACCUGACUGUGAUUAAGAAGGUGGCUGUUUCCUACAGCCCUGCAACCAGGGUGGACUUUGAGCUGGAGUCUCUGAUGGAGAGAAAGGAGGAAGAGCGGGAGGAGCUGAUGGACUGGUGGAAGAUGAUGUCGGAGACACUGAACUUCUAAAGCGUUUGUCUUGCUGAUAAUCGGACCGUCCGCACAUCGAUGUAAUAUAUUCAACAUUCUGUGUGCCCGUCCACUCUAAAAAAAGAAUAUAUUGUCUCUUUAUUUGUUUUGUUCUCUUUCGACCAUUGUUUUAAUUGAUUAUUACUGUUUAUUAAUGUAAUGGUUUGCCUCAUACUUCUGUAGGGUAUCAUACAGACAGAAACAUAUACUGACGGACACAGGAGGAAUUUACAGGUAGUUUGAGGGCAGCGAGAUCGGUGUUGAUUUCUGUGGUAUUGUGUUCUUCAUUGUACACGUGAUUUGGUAACCAUGGCACCCAUCUAUAUAACCAAUGAGUGACUGAGUAAUUAUGUAUGUAAAAGAGCUUUUUACAUCAUUGCCACAUGGCUCUGUCCAAAGUAAUUAAUAUUUAUUUUACUGUUUUAAUUGUCUCUUUUUCUCCAGUAAAUAUACA
Etheostoma spectabile (orangethroat darter) is the source of this 1930-nucleotide messenger RNA. RefSeq names its product carboxypeptidase E (gene cpe). Gene Ontology annotation, biological process: peptide metabolic process; protein processing. The transcript is spliced from 9 exons. The coding region runs from base 112 to 1476 and encodes 454 amino acids. Lineage: Eukaryota; Metazoa; Chordata; Actinopteri; Perciformes; Percidae. Gene Ontology annotation, molecular function: zinc ion binding; metallocarboxypeptidase activity. The record is from RefSeq and is a predicted model, not a curated record.